AUGGCAAACGCAAGCUCUUUCCGCGACAACGCGCCCACGCUGGAGGCAACCGAGGCAGAGCUGUCAAGGCUUCUCGCAGAAGAGAUUUCUGUCCAGACCGAGCUUGAUGAAUUGAAGAACAAGGUUGCAGAGCUCGAGACCAGGCGAGAGACCGUAGGCAGGGCAUGUCAUCACCUCAGCCGCAUCGUCGCUGAGAAGCUGUGCCGCAAAUUCGUCGACAAGUUCCACACCACUCUACCACCAGAGCUCCGCGAGAUGGUCUACGACUACGUCUGGGAUGAGCCCAUGCUCAGGCUAGUCUUCGAUGACGUGACCUUGUACGAGAAGACUUCGAGCACUACAAGUUUCCCACGGUCCUUCGCGUCCACUGGCCAUCGAGGGCAGGACAAGAUCAAUUUGGCGCCUUGGUCCGUACCCUGCAUGGGAGACAACUGUCGCUGUUUCCUUUGGUGGGAGCUUCCACUCUGGGUCCAGCACCAGUAUGUCGGUAUGGACGUUGCAAAGGAAGUCGCCAAAGCAUACUAUCGCAAGAUGUCCGGCCGUCAGUUGGAUGCUAAUAACCUCCAUGAACUCACCCACUUCCUGUCUAAAGAUCACUUCCACCUCGGCGUCAAACCUCUCGACUAUAUUCGUCGCCUGGAGCUCACCCUGGCGCCGGACGCUUACAUCCAAGACGGAGGCCGAUCAAAAGACCCCAUUCAGAGCAAGGAGGGCUUAGACAUCUUCGGGUACCAUCUUGAGAAGCUUUUGGAUGUGCGAGUCAAGAAGGGUUUCCACCUCACGAUCAAGCUCGAAUGGAAUGGUGCUCUCAUAUACUGUACGCCGGUCUUGCAGCGCUCACGUCGCGUUGUCAACGCGUUGAUGAAGGAGGGUACCGUAGUCACUGUGGUUGCUUGGGAGAAGUGCCAGCAAACGGAGUACAUCGUCUCGGACUACUACGAACUUGCGCCGGAAGCCUGGCAGGCAAAGUGGAUAAAGAAGGUGCGAGAAGACCAAAGUCUGGAGGGCCGUCGCUCUGACUCCUACAUGAACCAUAUUAUGGCGUUCAUCGACAACUCUGUCGAAGUUGACUUCGGCAUUGUUGACGACGACCUCAUGGAUGAUUCAGAACGAGAGAACUUGGAAGACGAGGCGUUUGUUAAGGCUUUGACUGGCUUGGAAGGUCCCAAGAGGAGUGUUCCUAACCCGUUCGCCGGCUACUACGCACAUCCUGAUGGAGAUUCCGAUCUGGAGGGCUCUUUUUGA
Molecule: messenger RNA, 1245 nt
Organism: Alternaria infectoria
Lineage: Eukaryota; Fungi; Ascomycota; Dothideomycetes; Pleosporales; Pleosporaceae
Exons: 3
Coding region: 1-1245 (414 amino acids)
Source: RefSeq, a predicted model, not a curated record